This is a messenger RNA of Etheostoma cragini (Arkansas darter), 6071 nucleotides long. RefSeq names its product nuclear factor of activated T cells 5b (gene nfat5b). Gene Ontology annotation, biological process: calcineurin-NFAT signaling cascade; regulation of transcription by RNA polymerase II; cytokine production. The transcript is spliced from 10 exons. Lineage: Eukaryota; Metazoa; Chordata; Actinopteri; Perciformes; Percidae. Gene Ontology annotation, molecular function: DNA-binding transcription factor activity, RNA polymerase II-specific; transcription factor binding; RNA polymerase II cis-regulatory region sequence-specific DNA binding. The record is from RefSeq and is a predicted model, not a curated record. The coding region runs from base 639 to 3842 and encodes 1067 amino acids. Gene Ontology annotation, cellular component: transcription regulator complex.
UUUUUGCUGUAAUCUGUCACCCAUCAGUAAACAAAGAAAACAAUGACUCCACUUAAUGUAGGAAGUUGUUGACUGAGUAGUUAAUUGACUUUUUAAUUUAUUUAAUAUUCUCCAGGUGGUAGUUGCACAGUUAAAUGCUUAAGUAGGUACUUGAUUCUUUGUUACGAUUGUCUGAAAGGCCCUUGUGGAUAAUCUCACACAACUCUCAUCCUAACUGUCAGAAUAGGUAGUGUCAGGAAAUCACACACAACAAAAGAUAGAAAUCUUCCGCAAACUACUCUGGCUCUAAAUUUCCGACCACACUUUGACUGAAGAAGUGCGGUUAGAUGAGAGAGAAGGCGGGGCAGGAUACUGAAGUACAAACAGUGGUCAGCCACAGUGAAUCACAGAGCCUCUCUCAGAGACCUAGGAUAAGCAGAGCAGAUUAAAUAAACAGAUAACUCUGAAUGCUUUAAGAGCUGGGGAUAGAAUAUGCUUGGUUGAUGGAGGGCCUGUUAACUCUGUUUUGCUCAGAGCAUCGUGCGGGGGGGGGGCUGUGAACAAAUACGGAUGGGGUCCAUAAUACAUUAAAGCAAGUUCCAGACAUAUAUUGGAAAAUGUCGGCUAGGUUGCACCAACUGAAAUAAUGUUGCUAUAAAAUGUUAGAAUUAGAAGUAAUCUACUGGUGUCUUUGUCAAACCGGUGUUUGUUGCAGCUCUGAUGAUCCUCAGAAAACUAACCAGAAAGGAGGAACUCUAUCGAUGCAAUACCCACAGAAGAGUGAGGGGAAGGAGGUGAAGAUUCUUGUUCAGCCUGAGACUCAGCACCGAGCCCGCUAUCUGACUGAAGGCAGCAGAGGGUCAGUGAAGGACCGCACUCAGCAGGGCUUCCCUACUGUAAAGCUGGAGGGAGUAAAUGAGCCAGUGGUUUUGCAGGUGUUUGUGGGCAACGACACUGGACGUGUUAAGCCUCAUGGUUUUUACCAAGCGUGCAAGGUGACCGGCCGCAACACCACCGCCUGCAAAGAGGUGGACAUUGAUGGCACAACUGUUAUCGAGGUGUACCUUGAUCCGAGCACCAACAUGACACUAGCGGUGGACUGUGUUGGGAUCUUGAAGCUACGUAAUGCUGAUGUCGAGGCUCGCAUUGGUGUGGCCGGAUCGAAGAAGAAGAGCACACGAGCUCGGCUGGUGUUUAGGGUAAACAUCCCCCGUCCAGAUGGAUCAGUGCUCACACUACAGACUCCAUCAUCUCCAAUCCUGUGUACUCAGCCUGCAGGAAUGCCUGAGAUCCUGAAGAAGUCACUACACAGCUGUUCAGUGAGGGGUGGAGAAGAGGUCUUUAUCAUUGGCAAAAACUUUCUUAAAGACACUAAAGUCAUAUUUCAGGAGAAUGUCUCAGAUGAUAAAUCAUGGAAGGCGGAGGCUGAAAUUGACAAAGAGCUGUUUCACCAGAAUCACUUGAUAGUGAAGGUUCCUCCGUACCAGAACCAAGCCAUCACCUCUUCAGUGUGUGUGGGAGUCUAUGUGGUGACGAAUGCUGGGAGAUCCCAUGAUGUUCAGCCUUUUACCUACACACCAGAUUCAGCAAAAACUGAUGUUCCUGUAAAGAAAGAGGCGCCUUCUCCAGUGAAGACUUGCUCAUUUGAUGAGCAAAUUAAAGUUCUAGAUGCUGCCUUGAUGCCUUCCAUGUUGCCUUUAGUGAAGAGAGAAGAUGUCACUCCGAUGGAGGUCACCAGCAACCUCCAAUCUUCUGGUGUAUUUAAGCAGCCUGGUGACCUGUGUCCAGCCCCGCAGAACCCAGACAUGUCUGCAGGACAUCUUAAUGAAAACAGAGCAUUCUCCAACAGCUUGUCUCAGCCUGCAGGCGACGCUGACAAAGGCCAGGCACCUGUUUUUCUCAACACAGAGCCCUUAAGCAGCAUCCAGAAGCAGGACCUGGCAGCCGCCAGCUCUUUCUCUGUGCCUGCUGACUCACUGCUCCAGCAGGGAUCACAGCAGUUCCUUCUGGAGCCCAGAGAGGGCCUCGGACAGGAGAGGCCCGGCAGCAGCUCUGGAGCUGUGGGGAGACUGUGUGGAGAACCUACACCACAACAGCAGCAACUGCCAAUGUUCCCCCCAGAUGAAGUAGCCCAGCUGGAGGAGGCAGUGAGGCAACUUAAAGCCAAAGGGUUCUGUAACUUACCACUUCAGCCUGACAACUCAAUGGCCAAACACCAGCAACAACACAUGCAACACCAACAACAGAUCCAAAAACAGCAAAUUCAACAGCAACACAUCCAGCAACAACAGCUGCAACAGCAGCAACAGCAGCAGGUUUUGGAGAAUUUACAACAGCAGCUGUUUCAGUCACAGAUUCAGAUGCAGUGUGGCAUGUUUCAGGAUGAUCCUCAGGGUAAGAACCCAGAGCAGGGCUCAUCACAAGGAGUGGUGCCAAACCAGGGGACUCUUUUCCAACAGGCCCAGCAGCAGCAACAACAGCAGCAGCAGCAGCAGCAGCAACAGCAGCAGCAACAGCAACAAGCAGCUCUAUUUCAACAGGCGAGUGACCUGCUCUCUAUUCAGACCAACUUCCUACAGCAGUCCCCCUCACACCCUUCACCACCCAUGUUCCACAAUCCCAGUUCCUUAGCUGAAACACAAGAUCCACAAGGGGGGUUGUUUCAGGAAGCCUCUCAGGAGCAGGUCCAGGCCGCUCUCUUCCAAAACACCAUGACAGUACUGCAGUCUCCGGACCAACGGCCCUCAACCCCGGGACUUUUCCUCCCUCAGCCAUCCCUGCCCUCUCAGCUCACAACCAGUGCUCAACAACAACAGCAACAACAACAGCAGCAACAACAACAACAACAACAACAGCAGCAGCAACAGCACCAGCUGGCCUUCCUUAGUGCUCUCCAAACACCUGCCCCUGAACCACAAUCAGUGUUUCAGGCUCAAACCCAGCUCUCCCCUAUCCAACAAAGAAGCCCCAUGGAGCAGCAGCAGCCCUCCCAGCCUCAGCCACACACACAGCCGGCCCAGCAGGCUUCCCUGUUUCAGAACAUCACCUCACAUCCAUCUGCAAACACACUCUCUCCAGGCCAGCAGCAGCAACAGCAAGCUGGCCUACUUUUCUGCAACAACCCCCUGUCCACUCCGGAUCAGGCCUCCAACCUACUGUUCAGCAGCCAGGGCCAGAUGCCACCGCUGACCAGCAGCAGUCUAGUUUCCCAAGAGCCCCAAAACCCCUCUCUGCUCUUUUCCCAGGCCAGCAUGGUGACAGUAAACCAGCAGGAUCGCUCUGAGCCCAUGGCUUUAGGGAACCCCACCGAUCAACGGCAGCAAGUCAUGUUUCAGGAGCAACAGCCAAUGCAGCUGGGCAGCAGCUCAAACAACCGGCAGGAGCAGCCUGUGGGCCUCUUUAUGCCUCAGUCUAACAUGGCCUCCCUGCAGGGGGGACUGGCAGCUCAGGAGCUCGCACAGUCAGCCAUGUUUGUCUCACAGAACGGCGUGGCGAGCCACCAGACGACCACCUCCUCUCCUGUUCAACAGCCAGGGACUCUGUUUCAGACCGCUGUCAGUGGGAGCAUUAACCAGCCCAGUCAGCCUCAACAACCUGGCCUCUUCCUUUUUGGGAUUGAGAACGAAUGUGGCCAGCUGAUGAACACUCCUGGAAACACGUUGUCAGAUCAGCUUAUUGCCAUCAGCCAAUCUGGUCAGAAUCAAAGAGAGAGUGAGGCACACAUCCAGUCCCUGCUCAGCCAGUCCCUGUCUCAGUCUCGACCUGUGCAGAACAGCAUGAGUGCCUCUCAAAAUAUGGAGAAAAUCGAUGACCUGCUGGUCAGUCUGCAGGACUCAGGCAGCAACUUAACCCGUUCAUACUAACCUUUAUGCAGGUUCACGAAUUGUCUUUUAUUUUGUUAUGUGGAAUAAUUGUAAAAUUGGACAAAAAAAGUCUAAGUAUUGUCUGUUAAUAAGCCCAUGCAGUAAAAGAUCUGUAAAUUUGUCUUGCAUCAUGAAGUUUGAGACAAGUCUCUUCCUCCUCAUGAAUGUUCUCCAGAGCGGCAUGGGUGAUAUCUGUUAUCUCGUUAUUAAGGACAAACUUGACAAAUCAAUAUCCAGACAGUGAACCAGGAAUUUGGUUUGGAAUUUCUUGGCUGAGUGGGCUGGCUGAGAAAGCGAUUGUCUCCUAUUAACUUUAUGAAUGAUUGACUCCUCAGUGUAACAGAGGGGCAAAAUGAGAGGGCUCCAGGCAAAAACAGACAACUUGUCAUUACUGUUCUUUGAGAAAAGCAGCAUUUGGUGCUUUCCUUCAACUUGUACUCUAAAAAAAACCAGUAACUUAGCGGUCUUGUUAUUCAUUAACUUGUGAAGUUGUGUGUGUCUCUGUAGACGGUCAGUGAUUUUAUCUGCAGUCUUUCGGUUCGCGUGGAGUUUUCUGAAGUGUUCCCUAGAGUGUUUAGUGGCUUCCAUGAAUCGUGUUCCCUUUAAUAUUCUUUUGUAUUUCUGUUGCGUGGAAGGUGGAGUGCGCGGUGUAGCAGGAAGGUUUAGAAAAACUGCGGUAUGUAUGGUUUUAUACAUCCAAGAUAUGGAAUGUAGCCGCUGUUGACAUGGUUUGAAAUUAUUUUCAGUGCCGAAAGUGUAUUGAAAGAAAGUUAGCGGGUUAGAGAUGAGGCAGAGAGGUAGAAGAAAAGUAGGAAAGUGUUCGACACUGAUCUUAUGUGUAGUCACAAACAAGCGUCUUCAUUCUGUAUGUGCUGAUUAUAUCAAUACAUAAUAUAUCAAUAUACUCAAGCUGUCUUUGGUAGCCCACAUGGUAUAUUUUAAUUCAUAAUAUGACUAUGAUGAUGGAAACAGUGCUCAGUAGGUGUUUUACAAAUGUAAUGUAAUGUAAUUGGUAACGUGGCAUUUUGUUGCCUGGUUAAAUUAGAUCUAGUCUUGUCUAGACCCGUUUGGUGCAGUAAUACCUGUAAACGAAUAUUUUAGCUGUUGGUGGGACAGUGCAGUGAAGAUGGUCCCUUCCAGCUGUGAAACAUAUCUUUCAGUACAAGAUACUUUAACAUCUCCACCACAGUGUAAAGAUAGCACUUUAUGAUAUCAGUAAGCAAACAUGUUCCGGCUAACAUUUAGUCUGUAUUCAUCAAAACCAAACUAUGUCAGUUUGGUACUUUUUAUAACCGAUUCAACUUUUAAUUCAUUAAAGGGGUGAAUCUUUCAAGAAAGUGUGGCGGUAGAAAAAUAACAAAUAUUGGCGGAGGCUUUUACGUAUAUAUUCAGCACUUUAUGAUGCUGUUCUUUGUGACAACUUUACUCACCAAGGGUACAGUACAGUCCCACAAGAGGUGGCGGGUUGUUGUGUAGGGCCGCCUCUUUCUCACUGUUUACAGUAAAGAAGAUACAUUUUGUAUUAACAUGCUGUUACAACUAUCGACUUUUCAUUCCCAAACCUAAUACAUUAUUUAUUCCUGAAAAACCAGCUAAGAAAUCUGGAGAAAUUAGGAAAUGAGUUAGUUAGUAAGUUAGAUCGAGACAAGACGAUUGAGUCGUUUUUAUUCAGUUAUUAUCAUAUCUGACAUAUACCUUUAUUCAAACACAUCUACAGUAGAGGGAGUAGAAUGUAAUGUUAUUAGUAUGUGUUUUAGUGUAAUUUUAAUGGCAUCAUUCUGCGUCAGGCACGCAUGAACUGGAAUAGUACUCUUAAACAAGCUAGAAAAAAAAAACCUAGUUUUGACCAGUUUUAGUAAUGUUAUGGAUUUAGUGAAUGUUGAGGAGAAGCAACUGUUUGCUGGCUCAACUGUACACAUCAUUUUACAUCUCAUCCAGCAGUUGGCUAGUGGCCUCAGGACCAAAGUUUGACUCAAACCUUGCUUUGCAUAAAUCCUGAUGACAGGCCAGUUUUAUGGCUCAUAAACUUUUAUUUCCUUUUUAUAAAAAAAAAAACAAACAGAUUAUUUCAUUAUAACGAUGUCCUGCUGCCACACUUUUCUUACUGUUGUGAUUUUUCUUUUUUUCGGGCAAAAACUGUGUUUGUGUCAUGUUUAGUUUUACUAAGUGUAUGCAUGAACAAUGGGCUGGUCUCUGAUGAUGAGAGAAUUAGCUCCGUUUUAUGCCUCA